AUGAUAUAUACGCUAACUCCUGAGCAAGCUUAGAUCUCUAUAAAAAUCGAUAAGCCCAGCUAUUAUCCUGGGGAGAUUAUAAAAGGGGUGAUAUAUAUGAAAAUAAAAACGAAGGAUAUUUAAGCAGGUCUUUUGUAUUUAAAAGUAUGAAUUCGAAUAAAUCAAUAAAGCUCUGUGGCCAAGAGAAAGUGAAUUAAUUAGACUCAUAUAACUAAUUCUUUAGCUUUAAAUAAUUCAUAUACAAAAAACAGAAAAAAAUAACAGACUUUGGAAUGUAUAAUAAUUCAGCUGAAUAUUAGAAAAAUGCCAAUAUUAGCUUGCAAAAAAUAUUUUGAAUUAGAAGUUCCAUAAUUAUAUCCAAGUUUUACAAUUAAUUAUUACAAAAUGGUUUAAUGCAGAAUUCUUUAUUUUUUAUCUGUAAGUAUAUAAAGUGAAGAUGAGAAAUUUUUAUAUAAAGUACCAAAAAAACAUAGAGUUGUAGUUCAUAUAUUUUAAAAAUUGACAAUUUAGAAUUCAAUACCGAUAGAGUAUUCAGGAAUUUCAAAAUAAGAAAAAAAGUGUUGCUUUUCUACAGGGGUAUAGAAAUAAAUAAAUUUUAGAAUACAAAAGUAAAGGUUUAGCUUGAAAGAAUAUAAUAUAUAUUUGGAGAUAGUAUAUCAUUAAUUUUAGAAGUUGAUAAUAGUUAAUCAAAUGGUGUCAUCUAAAAAAUUGAAUUAAAGAUUUCAUCUUAAUUAGUAGUUUUAUAUAAAGAAUAAAAGAGAAAGUUAUCAAAUUAUUUUGAAAUCUUAUAAUAAGAAUUAACAGGUAAAUUGAUGAAUUAAUUUUAGAACAAAUUUAAGCACAUGCAUCAAAAUAAAUUACUACUAAUUUAAUUCUACCAUUUGGAAAGGGAGAAAAUAAAACGGCUAUUUUCCCAUAAAGUACAUUAAAAACAAAAAGAAUAAGUUAUUAAUAUAUUCUUACUGUGAAUGUGAUUUUUGCAAAAUAGUUAUUUGUUAAAGUAGAAAAUCUUGUUGUAUCAGUACCUUUGAUUUUGAUUUAAAAUUAGAAGAGAGAAAAAAGUAAUAUUAUUUAAUCGAUGGAUAAUUUAAGCAAGAUUGGAUCAUUGGUUGAAACAAACUAAAGAUUGAAUACAAGUUAACUAAAAAAGUUUAUAUAUGGAGAUCAUAAUUCUGCUGGAUAUGGAGAAUAAGAUGGUUAUGAUGGGCCUUUAAGAAAAUAUAAUCCAAUUGAAAGUUUAGAUGAAAAGGCAUUAAAAGACUCUAAAGGAGCUUUAGAAUAGUUGAUGUUUAAAAAAUAAUAUGAAGUUGAUAGUGAAAUUGAUGAAAAUUUUGAAGAUGAAAUAGAAGGUGUAAGUUUAAAUAAUACCAGUCUUAAUUAAAUAUAACCAUUUUAAGAAUAAUAGUAGUAGAGGACAAUCUUUAACUAAAAUUAAACAAAAGAUUUAAAUUGUCUCAAUAACAAUAAUGAACAAUUUAAAUAAGGAAAUGAUAUUUAAGAACAUUUGUAAACAAUAAAGGAAGAACAAGAAAGUAAGUAUAAUCUUAACACCAACGCCUAAUCUUCUACUUAGAAUCGAAAAUGUCAAUAAAUAGAAUAAAUUCAAUAAGAUUUCAAAAAAACUUCUCGAAAUCAAGGAUUAGAUAAGAAAGACUUUGAGCAAAUAAUUAAUAGUCCAAAAGACGGAACAAAUGAAAAAAAAACUACAAUACUUAAAAAAAAUAAAAAUAAUUUAUUUUCUGUAGAAUAAAAUGAAUAAAGAGAAUAAAAAUAAUUAAAGGUUUAAUUUAAUGAUGUUACUUCAGUUGAUACUCUUGAAGGGAAGAAUGGAGAAAAGAUAAAUAUCCAAAAAUAAAAAAAAUGA
Molecule: messenger RNA, 1864 nt
Organism: Paramecium sonneborni
Lineage: Eukaryota; Ciliophora; Oligohymenophorea; Peniculida; Parameciidae
Source: the annotation of a GenBank genome assembly